This is a messenger RNA of Lodderomyces oxycetoniae, 2626 nucleotides long. RefSeq lists its product as uncharacterized. NCBI's taxonomy places the organism in Eukaryota, Fungi, Ascomycota, Pichiomycetes, Serinales, Debaryomycetaceae. The transcript has 2 exons. The annotation marks the transcript as partial. The record is from RefSeq and is a predicted model, not a curated record.
AUGAGAAUUAGUUUGUUGACUGGUCUCAUGGCCCUUGGCUUAGGAUUGGUGUCUGCUUUGAACAGUAUUUUUUAUAUUACAGCCAAUGUCGGAGGUAUUCCAUACCUUUUAGUUGAUGCAACAGCUUCUUCCAACAUGGCUUUAUUGAUGACCUUAGAACUGGCAUUCCAGAAUGGUUUGACUAUACUCAGUGAUCUGGUAACUGGUUAUUUGACCAUUGAGAACCUGUUUUUAUCAAUUGUAUCUUCUUGGACUAUUGUCGAUCUUACUCCAGAUACGAGUCAAUUAACUUUUUCUUCUGCAUUGUAUGCCUGCGACCCAGAUCCAAAUUUUACAUCUUACACAGUUAGGACUGUAUCAUCUCCGGGAUGCCAGCCAGUGACCUUAUAUGGUACUAAUUUCCCUCCUAUUGUUGAAAUUAUCGAAGAAGAAUCUCCUUUACCAAAUCCUGUUGAAGAAACAGAAGAGACAACUGACAGCGAGGAGCCAACUACAUCUGAAGAGUUAACUACAUCGGAGGAGGCAACUACCGAGGGGGCAACUACAUCGGAGGAGGCAACUACAUCUGAAGAGCCAAGUACAUCGGAGGAGGCAACUACAUCCGAAGAGCUAACUGCCAGCGAAGAGCCAACUACCACCGAGGAGGCAACUGCAUCUGAAGAGUUAACUGACAGCGAAGAGUCAUCUACCACUGAAGAGCCAUCUGCCACCGAAGAGCCUACUACUACCGAAGAGCCAACUACAUCAGAAGAGCUAACUGCCACCGAGGAGGCAACUACCGAGGAGGCAACUACCGAGGAGGCAACUACAUCGGAGGAGGCAAUUUAUAUCGAAGAGUCAACUAUAUCAGAAGAGUUAACUAUAUCAGAAGAGUCAACUUAUAGCGAAGAGUCAACUACAUCUGAAGAACCAGUUGUCACCGAGGAGCCUACUACAUCGGAAGAGCCAACUACAUCUGAAGAACCAGUUGUCACCGAGGAGCCUACUAUAUCAGAAGAGUCGACUACAUCAGAAGAGCCAACUACAUCAGAAGAGUCAUCUACCACUGAAGAACCAUCUACUACCGAAGAACCAAGCUCAUCAGAAGAGCCAACUGACAGCGAGGAGUCAACUUAUAUCGAAGAGGCAACUACAUCUGAAGAGCCAACUUAUAGCGAAGAGUCAACUAUAUCAGAAGAGUCAACUACAUCAGAAGAGUCAUCUACCACUGAAGAACCAGUUGUCACCGAGGAGCCUACUAUAUCAGAAGAGUCAACUACAUCAGAAGAGUCGACUACAUCAGAAGAGUCAUCUACCACUGAAGAACCAUCUACUACCGAAGAACCAAGCUCAUCAGAAGAGCCAACUGACAGCGAGGAGUCAACUUAUAUCGAAGAGGCAACUACAUCUGAAGAGCCAACUUAUAGCGAAGAGUCAACUAUAUCAGAAGAGUCAACUACAUCAGAAGAGUCAUCUACCACUGAAGAACCAGUUGUCACCGAGGAGCCUACUAUAUCAGAAGAGUCAACUACAUCAGAAGAGUCGACUACAUCAGAAGAGUCAUCUACCACUGAAGAACCAUCUACUACCGAAGAACCAAGCUCAUCAGAAGAGCCAACUGACAGCGAGGAGUCAACUGCAUCUAAAGAGCCAACUGACAGCGAAGAGGCAACUACAUCUGAAGAGCCCUCUACCACCGAGGAGCCAACUGAAAGCGAAGAGGCAACUACAUCUGAAGAGCUAACGCCAUCUGAAGAGCCAACUUACACGGAAGAACCAAGCUCAUCUGAAGAGCCAAUUGCCACUGAGGAGCCAACUUAUAGCGAAGAGCCAAGUUCAUCCGAAGAGACAACCACCACCGAAGAGACAACCACCACCGAAGAGCCAACUACAUCAGAAGAGCCAAGUUCAUCCGAAGAGCCAAGUUCAUCAGAAGAGACAUCUACCACCGAGGAACCAACCUACACCGAGGAGCCAAGUUCAUCUGAAGAGACAACCUACACCGAGGAGCCAAGUUCAUCUGAUGAACCAACUUACUCCGAAGAGACAACCUACACCGAAGAGCCAAGUUCAUCUGAAGAGCCAAGUUCAUCAGAAGAGUCAACUUACUCCGAAGAGACAAUCUACACCGAGGAGCCAUCCAUCACCGAAGAGCCAAGUUCAUCAGAAGAGUCAACCUACACCGAAGAGGUAACCGCAUCUGAUGAACCAACUUACUCCGAAGAGACAAUCUACACCGAAGAGACAACCUACACCGAGGAGCCAUCCACCACCGAGGAGCCAAUUACGACCGAAGAGCCCUCUACCACCGAGGAGCCAACCAUCACCGAGGAGCCAUUCACCACCGAGGAGCCUACUACAUCUGAAGAGCCAAGUUCAUCAGAAGAACCAACCACUACCGAAGAGUCAACUACAUCAGAAGAAACAUCUACCACCGAGGAGCCCUCUACCACCGAGGAACCAAUUUCCACCGAGGAGCCCUCUACCACCGAGGAGCCCUCUACCACCGAGGAGCCAGUUACAUUGCCAGACGAAGAACUUAAUCUAGACGAGCCAUUUACACUUCUUACAUUGAUGGGGGAUGAGAUUGUUAGUUUUGGAACAAAUGAAACACAUAUUACCUUAUUGAAUGGAGUUGAAGCCACCU